This is a messenger RNA of Fraxinus pennsylvanica, 933 nucleotides long. Lineage: Eukaryota; Viridiplantae; Streptophyta; Magnoliopsida; Lamiales; Oleaceae. The record is from the annotation of a GenBank genome assembly.
AUGGCAAACAAAGAUCCACUGAUGAUAACAGAUAAAGAUGAAAUGAGAAAGUGGUCAAGGUCUAUGAGAGCCCAAGGCAAGACAAUUGGGUUAGUCCCCACCAUGGGUUAUCUCCAUGAAGGCCAUCUUUCCUUAAUUCAAGAAUCCCACAAACAAACCCAACUCACUGUAGUAUCAAUUUAUGUAAAUCCAGGCCAAUUUUCUCCCACUGAGGAUCUCUCCACUUACCCUUCAGAUUUUCUUGGUGAUAUUCAGAAAUUAAAGUAUGUUCCUGGUGGUGUUGAUGUUGUUUUUAACCCCAAAAAUUUGUAUGAUUAUGGGAAUAAUGAUAGUGGGGUGGGGUUGGAUCAAGAAGGGGGUAAGGUAGUGUCUUGUGUGGAAAGAAGUGGAAUGGGGCAUGAAACUUGGGUCAGAGUUGAAAGAUUAGAAAAGGAUUUGUGUGGGAAAAGUAGGCCUGUUUUCUUUAGAGGUGUUGCCACUAUUGUCACAAAGUUGUUUAAUAUUGUUGAGCCUGAUGUUGCUGUUUUUGGGAAGAAGGAUUAUCAGCAAUGGAGGAUCAUCAAAAGAAUGGUGCGAGAUCUUGAUUUUGGCAUAAAAGUUAUAGGCACAGAGUUAGUACGAGAUGAUGAUGGCCUUGCAAAGAGUUCCCGUAAUGUCCGCCUCUCGCCCGAGGACAGACAAAAGGCAUUGUCUAUAAGUAAGUCACUGUUUAAAGCAAAAUUUGCAGCAGAGAAUGGUCAAAAUGAUUGCCAAGAGUUGAGGAAUGCUGUUAUCCAGGCCAUACAUGAAGCUGGUGGAAAGAUUGAUUAUGCUGAGAUUGUAGACCAAGAAAGUUUGGAAAAAUUGAGAGAGAUCAAGAGACCUGCUGUGUUUUGCGUUGCUGCAUGGUUUGGAAAUGUCAGGUUGAUCGACAACAUCGAAAUCAGUGUUUAG